Molecule: messenger RNA, 5390 nt
Organism: Phascolarctos cinereus (koala)
Lineage: Eukaryota; Metazoa; Chordata; Mammalia; Diprotodontia; Phascolarctidae
Gene: DNAAF2
Product: dynein axonemal assembly factor 2
Biological process (GO): epithelial cilium movement involved in extracellular fluid movement; axonemal dynein complex assembly; cilium-dependent cell motility
Cellular component (GO): cytoplasm
Source: RefSeq, a predicted model, not a curated record
CUCUGGAUGCGGAUAGCAUUUUCCAUCAUGAGACUUUUGGAGAGGUCUUAGAUCCUUGCAUUGCUGAGAAGAGCUCAAUCAGACACACCAUUUAAGAAGACCCAGGGCAGCCAUCUACUAAUUGCCCACCAGCCUUCCUUAGGCCCCUCCUCUGAGCACCCUCCCACUUCUCCUCCCCUUUUCAGCUUCUUUUUAUAUGUUGUCUUCUCCCCAUCAUUCUGCUAACUCCUUGAGGGCAGGUACCAUUUUUCGGCUUUCUUGGUACCCCUAGUGCAUAACACAGUGCCUAACACACAGUAAACGCGUAAUGUAUAUUUAAAGACGGACUAGUAUGCAAAUGUAUGGGGCAAGGUCCAAAAAAUAAAAAAUUUUUCCCCCUGCACGACAGCAACCCUGAGGCUGGCUAAGUUUUCUACGCAUUUUUUUUUUAAGAAUUAAAAAAUAGUGGAUUUGAUGGAGACUCCGGUGGAGCCGAAAGGCGACUAUUUCUAGAAUUAAAAUAAUAAUGAGUGGCUGGACAGAGACACCGGUAGAGCCGGGAGGCGACGAUUUCUCUCUUCCGAUUUCCCCCCGCACGUCUUGCCCCUUCGCUCCACCCUCGGACUCAAACUCUGGCUCCUCCUGCCCGCUCUCCCCACCCGCAAUGUUUAGGCACCGAAGUCACUCAUCCCCAUGACAACAGCCACGCGCCCGCUCCCCCCCUUCGGUUGCCAACCAGCCGCCGUCUCCUUGGUAACCCUCUUAAGCCGUCUCAUCCGCCAGUCGGGCCGGGCCCGCAGGCGAGGGGAGGAUUCCUCCCCCGUCCCUAGAGAGACCAUGGCCUCCGAGAGCCCCGCUUCGCUGCUUCAGGACCUGGACCUGAGCGCCGAGGAGGUGAGGAAGCUCACCAGCGCCUUCGAAGACCCAGAGUUCCGGCGGCUCUUCGGCGAGUACGCGGCGGAGCUGGCGGAUCCAGCGAACCGGCGGCGCUACGAAGAAGAGAUUACGGCGCUGGAGCGGGAGCGCGGCGUGAAGGUGCAGUUCGUGCACCCGGCGCCGGGCCACGUGCUGCGCACCAGCCUCAACGGAGCCCAGCGAUGCUUCGUCAACGUCUGCAGCAACGCGCUGCUGGGCCGGCCCCGCCGGCAGCCCGGGCCCGGGGGCCCGCAGGGCUCCUCGCGGGGGCAGCUCUGGUCCCUGCCUUACAGCCUGGCUCCGGGCCGCGAGUACAUGGGCCGCCGGGGCACCCGCUACAAGGUCUACGACGUCAUCUUCCACCCCGACGCUCUGUCGCUGGGCAAGCGCCACGAGCGGUUCCGGACCAUGAUCGAUGCCACCGCCCUGGAGGCCGUGGAGAAGCAGUUCGGCGUGAAACUGGAUAAGCGCAACGCCCAGACCCUGAGGAUCCAAUACAAAGGCACGCCGGAGGCGGCGGUGCUGCGCACGCCCCUCCCCGGCGGCCCCCCGCCGGCGCCCGAGGGGGAGGAGCCGGGGGACGACUCUCUGCCCGCCUUCCCCUACCCCUACCCCUACCCCGAAGUGGCAAAGAAGCCUCCGGCCCUGCAGUCCAGGGGCCCCGGGCCUUCCCGGGAGGAGCCUCCAGACCCGGCCCCCACCGUGCCGCGUCACAGCCUUGUGCAACGACACCACGUGGACCUGCAGGAUUACCGAUGCUCCCGGGACUCCUGCCCGAGCACAGUGCCCAGGGAGCUGGUAGUUACCAUCGAGCUGCCGCUGCUGCGCUCCGCCGGACAAGCUGCCUUGGAGGUGACUGAGAAGCAGCUGUCGCUCGACUCCCGCAAACCCGACUACAGGCUCCGCCUCCCGCUUCCCUAUGCGGUGGACGAGAGCCAAGGCAGUGCUCAGUUCAACAAGGCCAAGCGGCAGCUGGUCGUUACCUUGCCGGUAGUGGUGCCGAAGCACAGCAUGGAGCACCUGGGCCCGCGGGAGGAGAAAAAAGAAGUGGAGGAGGAGGAGACAGAAGAAGAGAAGAAAAGGGAAGAGGAAGAGAAAAAGGAGGCGGAGGAAUUGGAGAAAGAGGAAAAAGAGGAGGAGAAAAAGGUGGAGAGAGCCGGCCAGGUCGCUACUUCGAUAAAGGGUCUUCUGAAGCAAGAAGGGGCAGAGGAGUUGACGGAGGAGCCUUUAGCAGCCAAAGGCAUGCCGGAAACGGAUGGCUCUUGGUCUGUGGUUUACACUUCAGAGGAGUCAGGAGGCCAGUCUGACAAGCCCUUAAGGGAUACUAGGAUGUUUAAGAAUUGGAGCCAAGAAAUCCGUUCAGAUGCCCUCAUUCCUUUCCAGUCUCGGUCUGAGAAUUCCUGGGCUUUGGCUGGUGAAGAAAUGAUGGACCUUCAGGAGGGUACCACGCAGGACCAGGCUACUGGGAUGGUGGCCAUUCCCCCAAAUACUUCGGGGCUGUCACUUGUCAUUAAAGCAGAUCCACCAAGUUGUACUGGAGAAGAGGAUCUUCCUGCAGGGACUGUGGCCUUGCCUGAGGGCAGUAAUGAAAUGCCACCCUCUGGAGCACUGAGUUUACCAGAGAAUGCAGGUCCACCAGGUACUUUAGGGCAGCCACUUAUUAGUAAAACAAAUCUAUCAAAUGGCACUGGAGGAGAGGAGCCUGCCUUGUCUGGAGGCAGUCAUGAGGUACCAUCCUCUGGGGCACCGAGCUUUCCGGAGAAUACAGGUUCACCAGGAGAACCCAAGGAGAAAACAGCUAUUGGAAAUGAAAGCCUUCCAGAGAAUACAAAUAAAGUUGAACCUAGAGAAACAGUUAACAUUUCAGAGACUAAUAGAGGGAAACCCUUGUGCCCUCCUUUGCAGUGCAAGCAAGAUGAAGAAUCUCUUACUUUGUUAAUCCAAGUGCCUCAAGUCCAGCCACAAAGCCUUCAGAGUGAUUUAAGUCCCCAUCAAUACAAACUCUGCUUUUCCACACAAGAUUUUGUUUCUUAUUCAUUCAUUUUGCAAUUUGCUUCUGAAAAUAAGUUGAGCAUGAAAGAACAGAAAAUUAGUAUUUCUUCAUUCAAUACAGUGAUAGAAUUGGCCAAAUCUCCAGAGAGUUAUGGGCACUGGAGAAAAUGGUAUUUUGGUUUGAACAAUAACUGUUUGCAGGAAAGGCUUUUUGUCAUCGAAGAAAAUGUUGAUGAAUUUCUUGAAGGCGUCUUGAAUUUCAAUAAGUCAGCCCCCAAAACCCAGCCAUUAAUUGAAGUACUUGAAGUUAGUGAUAAGAAGACCCAAAUUCAAUUAAAGUCACAAGAAGUAGAUGGCCAAGAUCAGCUUAAUGAAAAGGAACUAAGAUUUAAUAUAAGAAGCGAUCUGACUGAAAAAGGAAAUAUACUUCAAACAAAUACAAAAAACAGUAGCAAUGCAACUGAUGUUGAAAAAGAACAUUCAAAAGGAAACACCAAACCUUCUGAUUCUUAUACAACAGAUAAAGCACUAAAAAAGAGCAGCUGUGGGUCAGCUCCCUGCCUGCAACAUGAACCUCCAAGUGCUUCUACAGAGGUUCUUGGGAAAUCUCAACAACCAGACUCAGUGUCCAAAUCCAGUUUCACAAAAGAAAAAAUUGAUGUUUAUUCAAAUAAUGAAAAACAAAAUAUAAAAUCACCAGCAUUGAUGGAAAAGAAAGAACGGGAUGAAGAUCACAUACUUCAAAGUAUAAAAGAAACCAAUAUGAAGGAUGGAAAGGUACAGAUUAUUAAAGACCAUGUGACUGACUGUGCAUUCACUUUUCAAAAUUCUUUGUUAUAUGACUUGGAUUAAUUUGGAGAUUUUAAUUUGUCAAAUUCAAGUCAAAGUCAAAUUAAAUUCAGUUAAAGUCCUUAGAUUUAAAAUAGAGAUAGUGUCCAUGUCUAAAUUUACUUCAAAUUCAGAGUCUGGAAGAAACCAGUAAAUAGUAAAUCAUUUACCUGAUUACUUUCAGAGAUAAAUUUUUAAAUUAAUUAUAUAAGCUGAGUUUGAACCUUUAGCUACAUUACAUCAAUUUUUCAAUUAAUAUUUUACAAUCAGAUACUGAUAACAUGAAGGAAAUUGAUUUACCAAUUCCCCUUAACUUUUUUUCUAAAUUAUGAGCACUCUAAAUUUUAAAAGUAAAGCUUAACACCAUAUUUUUUCCUUUUGUUGUACCUCUUAUUGUUGACCAUUAUUUUGUCUUGAAAUAUUAAUAAAAUUGGAAUGUUUGUUAUUCAUUAAAGAGUUCUCAAGAGGGUAGGCAUCAACUAGCAAUACAUAGGUCAAGAUUCUGAAAUUGUGACAAGGGUUUUAAAUUAGAUUUUAUCAAAUUAUUCUAGACUUGCAUUAUAUACAAGAAUUUUCUGUUCUAAAAGCUCAGAAGGAAUAAAAUGAACCCCACUGACAUUCAUCAAAUUCAGAUAAAGUAUUUCUAGGGCAAAAUAGUAUUAAGUAUUUUUGCUUCAGCUCUGAAAAUAUUUGUUCUUUGCCUUACCAUACAUAAUAGGAUAUCCAAGAGACACAGUUUUCCUAAUUAACAAUUACUUCAAGAAUUCACUGGUGUUUCUUAGACUAUAUUACUCAAGUAUUAAGAUGUGUCUUUUGGUUUCAUAUAAGUGACUUUUUUGAAGAAAAAUCUUAAAAGUAAGGAAAAUUUUCUGUUAUAUAUCCCAGAGAACAAAACUACAUAGUUUGGGUAAUUAAUUACAAAAAAUUCAUUUUGCAUUUUCCUAUUUGAUAAUUUAAAGUAAAUUUCUCAUGCCUCCUGAAUAGGAGAAAAACAAGUCAGAAAUGAAAAAAAUAUUCAAUCCCCUGCAAUAUAGUCUAGUAUCAUCAGUCAAAAGGGCAAGUAAAACUUUUUAGCCGAACAAUAAUUAAUUCACACGAGUCUCGGAAGCCUGGGACCCUCUCCUAGUAAAAAAUUAAUGGAACAACAAAAGUUAAAAAGUGAAGUAUUUAUUUGCUGGCUAACCCCAAGUCCAGAGAUGAGUCUACUUUUUGCACUAUACAGGGGCUGACCCCUUGAAUCGUUGAAAAACCCAGAAAACUGAUCUGGGCUACUCAAAACUUUGGAGUAAGAAUUCCAGGUCAGACCUGCAAGAGCUAGCAAACCAGAACUAGUAUGAUCUCUAGGGGUGUGAGGUUUCUCCUCAGCUGGAUGGAAUGUGAUAAGACUUAAAAUCCAUAUCAUUAAUUCUUAGUGAAUUUGCUAUAAUUUUCUUUGUAAGGAAUCUAUAAUUUUUUUAGUUGACUGCAGUUGUAUAAAAUUUAUACUAUUAUUAACUACUCUAUAUAUAAAUAUUUUAAGUAAGCUUCAUGUUCCUAUUCUGUCAUUUUAAAAAAUGUAAUUCCAGUUUUAAAACUGUCAGGAGCAAAUGUUUCAUGUAACAAGUGUCAGUACCAUUGUCUUAUAACUUUGAGAUUAAAUUUAGGUUUCCUUCCCAUUAAACUCUUUUUUAUUCAUU